UAAAAGUGAUUAUUUUCUGUAGCAAUAUAUAUUUUUGUAGUUGUUUACAUUCCCCUGGUAAACCGUUUCUACGUGCUUUACCUCAAAAUACGGUAAAAACUUGCAGGAUUGAAUACUCAUGUUUUCCACUUUAGCCCUGGAAUUUCAGGUUCCAACAUGUGAACAACUGAUUAAAAAGUCUGUUCAUUAAAGAAAAUCAUCUGGAAAGAAAAGAAGGAGAGAGGAAAGUGAAGAAAGAGCACUUGUCAGUGCUUUUCAUUUCUGUCCGAAAUGGAGAAUACAUGGCCACCGAAUGUACCAGAUACUCUCCUGGAAGUUUGUAUUCGUUAUUGUGUAAAAAAUCUAGAUCUUAUUGCAACACGAGAAAAGUUAUACCAAUGUCCUAAAUUAGGUACCAUGGAUGUUGAAGAUACAGACUGUUUAAAUGUGGAUCAUGAUUUGUUGUAUGGAAAGUAUGAAAUAAGACCAGGUGUUUUUUUAACUAAAAACAUGUGUGAUCGCAUGGUGGACAUCCUCACUGAGGAACAUGGCCCCCUGACGGAUGAUAUUUUGGCCAUGUUCUCCAACAGUCAAGCUGCGCAGCUGAGCUGCAUUGAUCUUCGACACUCAGAUGUCACAUGUGAAGGUUUGCAGGCACUCAGGUGCCAACCACUUACAGAGCUUUCCAUGCAUUGUCAGUGGAGCUGUUUUCCUGUUAUAAAAGCUCUCCACAGAACGCUUCGAUCUCUACGCCUGGACAAAAUGGCAGCUGUGGUGGAUCCUAUACACCUGAGACCUCUGGGUCUGUACGAUCGGGGAAUAUCAGGAGUGAUAAGUGCAGGAUUGGAACAAUCAAGGGAGUCUAGUCCAAUAUCUGUAUUUGAUGAGGAUAGCCAGUUUUUUGCACUUACUUGCCCCAAUCUCCGCAAACUUGUGCUCCAAGACCUGAAGCUUGUAGGCUCACCUUUAGCAGAGAGCUUUGUGAAGAUCAUGCUGAGCCCUCUGGGGCGGCUGACACAUCUAAGUCUGGCAGGAACGUCGGUUCAGCUUGAACAGCUUGACUGCUUUGGAACUUUAACUGGACUAGUCUCCCUUAAUAUCUCCAACAUUCCCAUUUCUGACUUCCCAACUGUUCUACAGAACCUGUCGUGCCUGUCCAACCUGAGGCAUCUUGACCUGUCCCAGGGAGAUGAGGAUAUUAUUCCAGUCAUCUACAAUGACUCUGACAACUACCUUAAAGACAUCAUGAGCACUUUUCCAGCUCUUGUGUCUCUGGACUUGUCGGGCACCAACCUUGCAGGAUUUGAAUCACCAGAUUAUGUCAGCCAUCGUAUGGAAGCUACCAAAAAAGAGAAAAAGAAAGAAGAGAGAAGCUCUAUACCUGGUCUAGAAGGUCGACAUCUGGAAUUUCUUGGACUACUGGGCUGUGCAUAUGCAGCUUGCUCUCGCAGCAACAUUCCGGCCUCAAGGGUGACUGGUGAUGCUAAUGCCAGCCAGGUAUUGCUGGCUGUUCAUGUGUACAUAGAUAACCAUUGGCUGCUCAUCAAGUCUCUCAAUGAUCUUUUUAAUCUUUUCCGUUUCUCGACAGUGCCAAAUCAUCGCAUUGCACUUGAGGCCAUCCUGGCAGCUAUGAAAAACUACCCUGCAGACAGUAGUAUACAGAUUGCUGGCAGUGCCUCCUUGUUCUAUAUAGCCAAAGGUGACCAGAAGAAGUGCAUUACUUACAAACAUAAAAGAGCCAUGAUAUCUCUCCUCAUAAAGGCCAUGAGAGAACAUCAACCAGAACAAACAAUGAUGAGGAAUGCCUGCUUGACACUUUGCCAUCUAAAUUUGCCUGAUGCUGUGAUGUUUUGCUAUGAGCGGUUAGUGGAUGUCUUGCUCUCCAUGCUGCGUCAUGACUACCGCGAUGAGUUUAUCCACCGCCUGGGGAUCUUCCUGUUGAAUUGCCUGGCAUGCCAAGUUGAUGGAAAAGAAAAGGAGCUGGUUGGCAACAUGGGCGCUGUUGAUACAAUGCUCAGCAUCAUUGAACGCAAGCUGAAGGGAGGUGACUGCGAUGAUGUGCUGGAAGUAGCAUGGAGCACAUUAUGGAAUGUGACAGAUGAGACACCUUCCAACUGUCAUAAGUUUAUGAUAAAGGGAGGAAUGGAGCUGUUUUUGCAGUGUCUUCAGAAAUUUAAUGACAAGCCAGAACUAUUACGAAACAUGAUGGGACUAAUGGGCAAUAUUGCUGAAGUGGACUGGCUGAGGCCCAAACUGAUGUGCGAAGAAUAUGUCAAUGUCUUUAGUGAGCUGUUGGAGUCGACAAGUGAUGGCAUUGAGGUCAGCUACAACGCAUGUGGCGUACUGUCACAUCUCUGUUUUGAUGGACCUCAAGCCUGGAUGAUACCAAGGCCCUCUCGCUCUGAGGUGCUGGCUAGAAUGGAGCAAGCCAUCAACCGGUGGCCAAUAAAUUCAAAACGAAAUAUUAAUUACAGAUCUUUUGAACCAAUCCUCCGGCUGGUGGCAUAUUUUGAGACACCACAAGUUCAGCACUGGGCAGUGUGGGCCCUAUGUAAUCUUACAGCAGUCUCCCCGGAAAAGUACUGCCGCCUACUGGAGCGUGAAGGCGGGCGAGAGGCCCUCACCAGGGUGGUCAGCUCUCAGUCCUACCGACGCAUCCGAGAACUGGCGCAGCGCACCUUGAACCAGCUGGACAUUAAAGACCUCAGCUGCAGUAGCAGCAGCGGUCAGGAGGAGAGCAGCGAGCAUGUGGCACAUGCCAAUGAGGGGAUGGAAGCAGAGGAGGAUGAGGAGGUAGAAGAGAGGAUGUCUGAAGAGGAGGAAGAGGAGGAGGAUGGGAGGGAGGAGGAGGACGACUUCUUGGAGGACGAGGACCAGAGACCAGAUGGUGGUGAGCUGGAUGGGGACUUGGACAAUGGGUUUGUGAUUCUGUGAUUGUGGCUUGUAGGUUUCACUGAGUUGAUUCUCUUGACAUUUAAUACUGUCUUCUUCUCCCCACUUCCUUACCCUUUCCUCCUUAAUCCUAUUCUGAUUCCAGAAAUUUAUGUACACAAGGAAAACGUUUCUGAGUGAUCAUUGCUAUGUUUUUUUAUUGUUUUUUUUUUUUCUGAAGUAAUGUUUUUGGAAGGUGUGGUACUGGAUAGGCAGAGUUCACUUAUUUUGUUGCACGAGUGCAGUUAUGUUAUUUAUAAACACGCUUUACUGCUGCACUCUCAGUUGAUCUUAUUUGUUUAAACUGACUGGCACUAAGCUUCUUGUUCUAUCACUUACUUAAAGGAUGAGAUUUUACUGUGCAUGUGUUUGUUUCUUUUUUGUUGGGGUAGUGGAGGGAGGAGGGAUGGGGUCUACUGCUAGAAUAAAUGAGUGACUUUAAACUGUAGUCAGAAUUGUGGAAGUCAAAAAUGGAAGUAGCUGUCAGAGUGAAUCUCUUUUUUUUUUUUUUUCCUCACCUUUCCAUCUCAGUCAUGCUCUUGUCACUUAUCUUGAAAUAGCAGACCAAAAAAAACCUAUAAAAUCUUCAACAAAAUAUUAGUGACUGUCAUAUUCUUUUGUUAUAUUUCCUUCAGUUUUCUUUAUUGUAUUUUGCGUAAUUUUCCUUCUCUUGACUCCUUGUGUCUCUUUGCAGAUCUGACUUCCUUCAAUCAUUUUUUUUCCUUACUUUACUUUCCAUUUGAUUUCACAAGACACAAACAUUUGUUUCUUUCAGUUUUUUCCCCAUGUCACCAGUUAUUUAAAAAAAAAUAUGCUUGUAUAUUUUUGUUGCAUUUGAGGAUCUGUUACAUUGUUGCACAGUUCUUUUAGUCUUAUUUUCAUCUCGUCUCAAACAUUUCUUGUCAUUUAGUUUUAUUUGCAAUGUACAAUUCUUGUUUCUGAAUCUGUAAAAAUCAUUGCAAGAAAGGUUUUCUUCGUUUUUGUGUACACCAUCUCCAAAGGUUUGUUUUUUGGUUUUUUUUAUUUUGUUUCUCUUUUUAAUAUGUGUAAUGUUUGUCCUGACAGGAAUUUUUCUGUCUAGUUUGCAUCUACUGGUCUUGUGGCAUUUUGGGGGGUUGUGUGAUAAAUGAACUCAGGAAAACAAGUGUUAGACGCUGUUUAUCUCUGCUGUUGGUCGGUUAAGAGAGGUCAUUUAACGGUGGGGAAGGGCCUCAGUAUGACCUGAACACCCUGUUGAACUGCUUUAACUCAAUGGACACUGAUAGUUUACAGCAUAACUCUGACUGUCAAUGCAUUAACGUGGUGUUACCAAAGGUCACAUUAUGUCUAUAGUUACACUCAAGAUCCAGUGUGUUAGCAUUUUCUGGCUUGACCUUGUACAUAGCUUUUGUUUUGAGACUGGACUGUAAACAAGAGAGGUGGGAGAUGAUAAAAACAAAAGGUUGAGUAAAUAAUGAGGUGAUAAGAGAUUUUCAAAUUGUACAAUUAAAAAGCUAAUUCUUUGUUAAACACUUGAUGUGGAAACAGUGGUGGGCUGUUAAUGGCAGACUUUUUUGCAGCAUUGUAAAUGAAUACUGAUGUUCUGUUGGAACAGUUAUUGAAGGGCCAGAAAUGCAUGCUGUUUACUAGAUUUAUUGUUGGUGUUAUUGUUUCUUUUGGGCCUUGAUCUUGUUUAAAGAUUCUCAUCAGGUAUGUUCUUGUGGGGACAGUUUGUUUUUGUAGGGUUCAGAAUCAAGCUGAAGCACAAGAUGUAUUUUAAGGUAAUAGUUUUCUUUGUGUGUGUUUGUGUGUGAAGUGCAGGUAGAAAAUUAUUUCAACAUUUUAGCAGUUGAUGAAAGUUCGUUUCACCUUUUCUUCCCCCCCGCCACCCUUUUCUCCAUCAUCUUUGUUAAAAUUGACUAUGGUGGAAAGUUCUUGGGAGAGUGUACUGAGUUAUAUGUCCUAGUGUUUUUUGGGAGGAGGGAGGGGUUGUUGAACAGUUUUUAUCAUGUGACUUACAAAGGAGUGACUGUUACUUUUGGAACGAGUUAUAAAUAUUCAGUUUGAAUAAUUUGUGAAGGGCAUUGACAGGGUAUGAAUGUGAUUCUCUUAUCACUAUGGGAGAUUAUUGCUUUUUCUGUGCAUUGUUGUGUGAUAGCUGUUGUUUUAGUUAAAUAUUUAACUAUAGAAUUCAUUCUUUUCAGUAUUGCAGUUUUGCAAGCAUUCUGAAUCCAAAUGGACAUGCAUAUUUACUGCACACAGAUAUACAAGCACACAUUCAAGUGGCAGUACCUGUUUGUGUAGUGACAGUCACAAACACACUAUUAAUAUCACAUGGAAAACAGGUUUAUCCAACUUUCAUCAGACUUUCUAAAUGAUUUGAGAAACUCAUAGUAUAUCACAUAUGUUGUUGACAUCACAUGGGUUGUGUUUAUGUAUUUUGAUACGUAAACAGUUUGUAUGAAGAUAGUUUUAGGUAGAAACUUUCACCUGUAAUUCAUUUUUUUUUUUUUUUUGUUUGUUUGUUGGGGAUUUGAAGGAGAGAUCUAGCUUAAAAUGUUUGAAAUGGUGGGUUUAGAACCUUAGCAAUGUUUUCACUAGCCUUUAUCUGAUAUAUGUGGAAAAUUUUGUUUCCUACAAGUAUUUAAAUCUUUUGAUAAGCCUGAUUUGUUGCCCAAGGCUGGCAUAAAGUCUCUUUUUUUAUCCUACAAACAGUUUAUUUGGUCACAAGUUGUUUCUUCCAGCUGAUCAAUUGCUUCUAUGAUCUACAGAAGUUUUUAUUAGCUGCGCAAUAGCUUCCUUCUACCUGUGGCUCACGCUGUAUAUCAUGGCAACCCUCCUGUGAACUGACUUUGUAGUGCAGCUUAUAAGCAAAUUGUGAAUAGAGCCACCAUUGUUCCCAAUGAAUAGAAAUUAUUUAUAUGACAAGGGUUUGGUUAGUGUUGUUAGUGUUGCACAAACUGUAACUGCAUGUUUUCUUGACUUUGCUUAAUGAAGGUUGACCUUAUAUAUCCGGCUACAUAUAAAGCUUUACCAUCUGUCAGAUUUGUGCAUGGAAGAGCUGAAACAAAAUGGUUUUCUUAAAUAAUAAGUAAUAAUAGC
Messenger RNA from Pomacea canaliculata, 5991 nucleotides. RefSeq names its product protein zer-1 homolog. The record is from RefSeq and is a predicted model, not a curated record. NCBI's taxonomy places the organism in Eukaryota, Metazoa, Mollusca, Gastropoda, Architaenioglossa, Ampullariidae. Gene Ontology annotation, cellular component: Cul2-RING ubiquitin ligase complex. The coding region runs from base 271 to 2913 and encodes 880 amino acids. The transcript has 17 exons.